Cololabis saira (Pacific saury) is the source of this 1219-nucleotide messenger RNA. It is a transcript of the gene clec3ba, whose product is annotated as C-type lectin domain family 3, member Ba. NCBI's taxonomy places the organism in Eukaryota, Metazoa, Chordata, Actinopteri, Beloniformes, Belonidae. The coding region runs from base 326 to 922 and encodes 198 amino acids. The record is from RefSeq and is a predicted model, not a curated record. The transcript is spliced from 3 exons. Gene Ontology annotation, biological process: bone mineralization; ossification.
CUCACACUCAUCCAGUUAAGGCCCUCCCAUGACCGAUGGUAACCUGUGGACAUAUGGAACUAGUUCAUGCUUCUCUGAACUUUGUUGAAGAGCAUAAAAACCCUGCUCACCACCAUUCUGCCUCUAACAUUUCAAAAGCAACUUAAUCGCCUGUCAAACAUCUGUAAAACAUUUGUUCUCUCCAUGAUAAGAAUUCCUCUAACACUGCCUGCACUCGGAGAAAAACAUUCUGAGUCUGGCCAGCACUGAGAGCUGAGAGAAAAUUGUUCUGGAGCUGCAGAAAAACAGUUUCUUGACAGUGGAUUUCAGGUGUUUUUGAUAUAUCAUGGAUGGAAGAGGGCUUUGGAUGAUAUUUUUGCCUCUCUUGUUGGCUCACUGCUCCCUCCAGCAGACCACUUCCAAAAAAAGGAAUGGGAAAAAAGACUCUGCAACUAAUGCUGCUAUCGAGGAGCUGCAGAAACAGGUUAACGACAUUGUUCAGGAGCUGAACUUGUUGAAAGAGCAGCAGGCUUUGCAGACAGUCUGUCUGAAAGGCACAAAGAUCCUCGGAAAGUGUUUUCUGGCUAAUCCAGAGAAAAAGACCUUCCAUGCAGCCAGCGAUGAUUGCAUCGCCAAAGGGGGCAGCCUGAGCACUCCUGUGACGGGGGACGAGAACGACCAGCUCUACAGCUACGUGCGCCAGAGCGUUGGCCCUGAUGAGCACAUCUGGCUGGGCAUCAACGACAUGGUGACGGAUGGCCAAUGGGUGGACCAGUCAGGCUCCAGUGUCCGUUUUAAGAACUGGGAGACUGAGAUCACCCUGCAGCCGGACGGGGGUCGCAGCCAGAACUGCGCCAUCCUCUCCACCACAGCCAAUGGGAAGUGGUUUGAUGAGAGCUGCAGGGCUGAAAAGGCCUCGGUGUGCGAGUUCAACAUCGUCUGAAAGCUUUGCUGUCUCUCUGUUUUUAAAUCUCUGACAUCAUUCGGAGCAGUGUGUAAGGCCAUUUUAAAGCCACCGGGUACCUUCAAGACAAUGUGCUGAUUCCUUACGCUCACAUUUUCUCCUCCAACUCUUUCAGAUGUCAGAGCAGCACAGUUUUCACAGCAUGUCAUAGUAUAAGCUAAACUAUCUGGAGCAAGAGGUUUUAUAUACAUUUCUACUCAACACUCUAAAAUAUUUAACAGCUUUAUAGAUAUUCAUUAAUAUAAACACUGUAUGGCUUGCUUGUAUUGUUUUUCU